UUCCUUCUCCCCCCUCUUGUUGUUUCCCUCCUCAGACCUCAGCUUCGGUUACUUCGAACCUUGAUAAAAGCCGGCCGUCCCCAACUCCUGGCUUCUCACAGACAGAGCACGCACGGCACGCACGCCCAGCAGCCCCGGCCGAUACGCAGAGAGCGAUAGAGGCGAGGCGAGGAGCGAGAUAGGAUUGAGCGGAAGAUGAAGGCCAAGAACAGCGCCACCGCCGCCACCGGUGACAGGAGGCCGGUGAUAACAAGGUCGAUACUCCUCCUCUGCGCCUUCAGCUUCGGCCUCGGCAUGCUCUUCACCGACCGGUUCGGGACGGUGCCGGAUUUGCGGAACCCGGGGAUGACGCAGAGAAGGCGGCUGGAAGGGGAGCCGAAGAAGAUUGUUACUGAAGAUUUUGUUGCCAAGGCGAAACCCAGUAAUGACAGGGAUGUGAUGGGGGAAGUGUCAAAGACUCAUGAGGCCAUACAGUAUUUGGACAAGUCAAUUGCCACACUACAGAUGGAGCUGGCAGCAAGGCGCAGCAAGCAUGAGCUGCUUGGGAUUGCAGAUGGAACAAGGCAGGAACGGAAAAAGGCUUUUGUCGUUAUCGGGAUCAAUACCGCCUUCAGUAGCAAGAAGCGACGGGAUUCUGUCAGGGAGACCUGGAUGCCUCAAGGCGAGAAACUCAAGAAAUUGGAAGAGGAAAAGGGGAUUGUCAUUCGAUUUAUGAUCGGGCAUAGCACUACAUCGGACAGUGCCCUUGAUAAGUCUAUAGAUGAGGAGGAUGCUGUUUAUCACGACUUCCUUAGGCUGGACCAUGUCGAAGGAUACCACAAGCUAUCUGCGAAAACCAAGACAUUCUUUUCCACUGCUGUGGCCUCAUGGGAUGCAGACUUCUACGUCAAGGUUGAUGAUGAUGUUCAUGUAAACCUAGGAAUGUUCAUCACAACUCUUGGCCGGCAUAAAUUGAAACCGCGGGUCUACAUUGGUUGUAUGAAGUCAGGACCAGUUCUUUCCGACAAAAAUUCGAAAUACCAUGAGCCUGAGUUCUGGAAGUUUGGAGAAGACGGGAACAAAUACUUCCGCCAUGCCACCGGGCAGAUAUAUGCCAUCUCAAAGGACCUUGCCACCUACAUCUCAGUCAACCAGCCCCUACUGCACAAAUACGCAAACGAAGACGUGUCGCUGGGAGCAUGGUUCAUCGGGCUAGAUGUGGAGCACGUCGAUGACAGGGACAUGUGCUGUGGAACACCACCAGAUUGCGAGUGGAAGGCACAAGCAGGGAACGUCUGCGUAGCAUCGUUCGACUGGCGGUGCAGCGGGGUCUGCAACCCGGUCGAGAGGCUGAAGUAUGUGCACUCGAGGUGCGGCGAAGGAGACGAGGCAAUCUGGGGCGCCUCAAUCUGACAAGAUGAAAACUAGCAGCUAUUCACUGGCUUGCUGGCAAGAGAAAGUAUGAUUUAGGAGUCCGGUCCAGGUAUAGCCCUAAACUAUGAAGAUCAUAGCUGCCUCUAGUAAGGCUCUCCGAGUGUGAGCUCAGAUCAAAAUGGGGAGAGGCGAAGAGAAGAAAAGACUUGCAUAUCUGAUAAAGAAACAUGGGAAUACUGGACGGACACACCAUUUCUUUUUUCUUUCUCUCUUGUGUAUCUUGUUGAGAUAGAGGUUUACUGCCAUACAGAUGCAGGGGUUUGUUUGGAGUAUACAUGAUGAUUUUCAUGGUACAUAAACAAUAAUAUUCCAUUC
Messenger RNA from Brachypodium distachyon (stiff brome), 1728 nucleotides. RefSeq names its product probable beta-1,3-galactosyltransferase 5. Lineage: Eukaryota; Viridiplantae; Streptophyta; Magnoliopsida; Poales; Poaceae. Gene Ontology annotation, cellular component: Golgi membrane. Gene Ontology annotation, molecular function: beta-1,3-galactosyltransferase activity. Bases 196 to 1392 code for a protein of 398 amino acids. The record is from RefSeq and is a predicted model, not a curated record. The transcript is spliced from 11 exons.